AUGUUGGGACCGAAAUUAGUUCAGCAGACCUCUACAAAGGUUGUACUUAUCAGGGAGAAGAUAAAGGCAACACAGAGUUGGCAGAAGAGUUAUGCAGAUACUCGCCGACGGGUGCUAGAGUUUGAGAUUGGGGAUAUGAUUUUCUUAAGGAUUUCUCUUAUGAAGGGAGUAAUGGAGUUCGGAAAGAAAGGUAAGAUGAGUUCUCGGUACAUUGGGCCAAUUGAGAUCCUGGAAAGGAUUGGUCCAGUUGCUUAUCGAGUGGCGUUACCACCAAUAUUGUCUAGAGUUCACAAUGUCCUCCACAUAUUAGUGUUGAGGAAGUACGUCUUAGAUCCUUCACACGUGAUCAUCUAUGAACCCUUAGAGAUUGGGGAUGUUUUGACUUACAAGGAAGUACUAGUUCAGAUUCUGGGUGAGAAGGAUUAUGUUUUCGACUGCGAGGGCCAAAAUGAUGUUUACGGCCGCAAGGGCCAGGAAUAUGUUUAA
Molecule: messenger RNA, 486 nt
Organism: Malania oleifera
Lineage: Eukaryota; Viridiplantae; Streptophyta; Magnoliopsida; Santalales; Ximeniaceae
Exons: 2
Coding region: 1-486 (161 amino acids)
Source: RefSeq, a predicted model, not a curated record